This is a messenger RNA of Carassius carassius (crucian carp), 1445 nucleotides long. Its product is annotated as E3 SUMO-protein ligase ZBED1-like. The record is from RefSeq and is a predicted model, not a curated record. Gene Ontology annotation, molecular function: protein dimerization activity. The transcript has 2 exons. Lineage: Eukaryota; Metazoa; Chordata; Actinopteri; Cypriniformes; Cyprinidae. Bases 13 to 1035 code for a protein of 340 amino acids.
UUUGAGAAUGCAAUGAGAGAUCCUCGGAUUGAUCGAGCAGUGGGUCUCUGCAAAAAGCUGGUAAGCAGUUUCUCUUACAGCUGGCGACGUAAAAAGCAGCUGACGGAGGCACAAAGAGAACUGAAGCUUCCAGAACAUACACUGAAGACUGAGUGUCCCACAAGGUGGGGAUCAAGGCAAGCAAUGAUUGCACGAGUCCUGGAGCAGCAGAGGGCGAGUUCUCAGGUCUUGUCCGAUGACAGAAAAGCCAGACACCUCAUCCCUACCUGGCAGGACACAGAUGUCCUUGAGGCCAUAAACAAAUCCCUCAGCCCUCUAUUGGAAUUUACUGAUGCGCUUUCCAGUGAGAAGUAUGUCAGCGUUUCCUUUGUGAAGCCAGUCCUCCACCUUUUCAGAUCCUCCAUCUUGAAAGUGAACGAUGAUGAGACAGACCUAACCUGCACCAUCAAGACAAAAAUCCUGAGCUAUCUGGAUGAAAAAUACAAUGACCCUCUGACACAAGAACUGCUUGAUAUGGCUUCUGUGCUAGAUCCACGGUUCAAGCUCAGCUACGUCAGUGAGGACAAUGUUGCACCAAUUCAUGCCAGACUGACUUCUGAAAUGGCGAGGACUGCACCUGCAGCCAUGGCUGAGAUGGGCCCAACAACUGAUCCCCAUGGUGAGACUGCUGAGGAUGCACCCACUACAAAAAAGAAAAAAACCUUGGGGAGUUUCUUCAAGACUACUGAGGGAGCAGCGGCAGCCACACAAAGACUCAGUCCUCUCCAAGAACAACAAGCUAUAUCUUCUGAGCUACAGUCGUACCUACAAUCAGGUAACCUAGACAGUGAGGAGGACCCGCUAGACUGGUGGAGGGAACAUCAGAGACUCUUCCCACGUCUCUCAAAACUGGCAAAGAAAUACUUGUGCAUCCCGGCUACAAGUUCUCCCUCUGAGAGGGUGUUCAGCACAGGGGGGAAUGUGGUGACCUGCCUUCGCUCAUCCCUCAAGCCAGAAAAUGUUGACAGGCUAGUGUUUCUUUCCAAAAACCUGUAAACUACAGUACUCUUUUCGGCAUAGUACUUCUACCUUGAAAUGUUCUUAUUUGGUUACAUUCUGUUAUGGAAUAUUUGUUUCUUAUUGAUUGUAUAUUUUAUUUUUAGUUUUAUUCACAUCCAUUAUGCAGGUACAACUUAAGUUUAUAUUUUGCUUCCUAAAAUAUAUUUACACAUUGUAAAAUGUAAAAUAGUGCCCUGUUGAAGUUUUGCUACAUUUUCUUUAUUGUUUUAAUUUAUUUUUAUUUAUUCUUUAAGGAGAUUCACUGAAUUUUGGUCAAUAAGAGGACCUAUUUUAUUUUGAUGCACAUAUCUGUACAUUAGCAGGAAUGUUGCACAAUAUGGAUGUGAAGGCAGUAAAUGUAAUUAGCUUGUGUGACAAUAAAAAAUUGUUUUGGUUAAAAUCAACAA